AUGUCUUCUAGGCUGUCUUUGAACAGCUUUUUGGUAAAGGCCAGGGCUGCUUUGACAGCACCUGCUGCGCAACGAACGGUACCUCUCACUUUUGUUGUAGGAAACGAGUCUGCAGAUCUUGAUUCUCUCUGCUCAGCUGUUGUUUAUGCCUAUCUUCGCAGCCAUGCCCCUCCUCACACUCUACACAUCCCCCUCUCAAACCUUCCCCGCGAAGACCUGGCCCUUCGCACUGAGAUGUCAGCUGUUCUCAAACAUGCUGGGCUUACGCUGAAAGACCUCUUGACUUUAUCUGAGCUGCCGGACUUGGAACCUGAAGAGACACGCUGGUUGCUGGUUGAUCAUAAUUCACUCACGGGCCCACUUACAAAAUACUCCGAACAAGUUACAGGCUGUGUCGAUCACCACGCCGAUGAAGACGUCGUGAGGAAAGAUGCCAGCCCGAGAGUCAUCGAACCUUGCGGAAGCUGCAUGAGUCUGGUCGUGGAUGAGGAGCGCAAAAUCUGGGAGGAGCUUUCGACCAAGGAUGCGGAGGACAGCGACGCAGCUACUGAGAACGAUAAACUCGUCAGACUUGCUAUAGGUCCUAUCAUCUCCGAUACGAUAAACAUGACAGCUGAAGCAAAGGUCCGCGAGAGGGAUCUCAAGGCUGUGUCAUUCCUGGAGGAGCGCAUGACUUUCGACCGCACAGCCUACUUUGACGAAAUCUCCGCCGUAAAGGAGGACAUUUCUGACUUGAGCUUCCGAGAUAUUUUCCGAAAGGAUUACAAAGAGUGGAGCGGUUCAGGUCUGAAGCUCGGAAUCAGCUGCGUCGUGCAAAACUUUGACUACCUCAUCAGCAAAGCCGGCGCCGCAGAGCCUAUGCUGGAGGCCUUUGAAGACUGGGUCAAGGAGCGCGAGCUUGAUGUGGCGAGUAUAAUGACCACGUCGCAUCCCGAGGGCGAAUUCCAGCGACAUCUUCUUGUGUGGGGUAUCAGCGAUGAGGGUCGCGAGGCGGUGGAUAGGUUCGUGGCUGAUGCGGGAGAGAAGUUGAAGCUUGAGACGUAUAAGAAUGGAGAGCUGGAUCAGCAUGGCCAUAGUAGGUUUGCAUGGAGGCAGCAUGAGCUUGCGUCGAGCAGGAAACAGGUUGCGCCGCUUUUGAGAGAGGCUCUUAAGAAGAGUUGA
This is a messenger RNA of Fusarium coffeatum, 1161 nucleotides long. RefSeq lists its product as uncharacterized. The transcript is spliced from 2 exons. The record is from RefSeq and is a predicted model, not a curated record. NCBI's taxonomy places the organism in Eukaryota, Fungi, Ascomycota, Sordariomycetes, Hypocreales, Nectriaceae. Gene Ontology annotation, molecular function: exopolyphosphatase activity. The coding region runs from base 1 to 1161 and encodes 386 amino acids. Gene Ontology annotation, cellular component: cytoplasm.